AUCCUAAAUUAGUAAGGACCCUAAGUGUGUAAAUAUGAUCCUUUUGGGCGACAAAUGCUAUGUAAAAUCAAAAGCAGGUUACACAUUCCGUUGGCUCCUCCAUUGAAAUUGCUCUCAGGAAAUGGCGAAAGAUUCACCAAAAACUCCCAAGUCGAGGUCGGCGACGAAUCCAUCAGUUAGCGUUUGGGCAGCACAGUGUGAAAAAUGCUUGAAAUGGAGGAGGAUUGCGACGCAGGAACAAUUUGAAGAUAUCAGAAGUAGGUUUACUGAAGAACCCUUUAACUGCCCCAAUGGUUCUUGUGAUGAUCCUGCAGACAUUGAGUACGAUGCUUCUCGAACUUGGGCUAUUGACAAGCCCAAUCUCCCUAAAACCCCAUCUGGCUUUAAGAGAGAAUUGUGCCUCAGGAGAGAUUACUCUAAGAUGGAUACUUAUUAUUUCACUCCUUUAGGGAAGAAACUCAGAUCCUUUACUGAAGUUACUACUUUUCUUGAACAAAAUCCCCAGUUCACUGACGUUAAAUCCUCAGAUUUCAGCUUUACCAGCCCCAAAGUUAUGGAUGACACCGUACCCUCUACCGCUCUUCUUGCCAACUCUCACAAGAAGGGUGCAGCUAAAUGACUGGAUGGAUGGAGCUGGACUUGUUCAUAUGCUUAGUAGAUGCACUGUUUAGAGUCUUAAAGGUUCAACUUAUUCGCCAUGUAUUGUUAUUUUCCAUCUGCAAAAUACAUUUCAACUGCUCUAUUUACUUUUCGUGGUGAUGGAUUUGGCUGUGACAAAAAGGAAAAUUUGUUAGCCUUCUUUACUUUGAGUUAGCUGCUAACUUGAAGUUUUGCUUCUUUUCUUUCUA
Solanum pennellii is the source of this 848-nucleotide messenger RNA. Its product is annotated as methyl-CpG-binding domain-containing protein 4-like. Lineage: Eukaryota; Viridiplantae; Streptophyta; Magnoliopsida; Solanales; Solanaceae. The transcript has 2 exons. The record is from RefSeq and is a predicted model, not a curated record. Gene Ontology annotation, molecular function: DNA binding; zinc ion binding. Bases 122 to 619 code for a protein of 165 amino acids.